AUGAGAGCAACUGAUAACAUCACUCCCAGCGUAGCGCCUUCUCCCGCAAGCCCCGCCAAGAAAAUGAAGCAAGGGCAGCCGACGAUUUCUGCCAAGUCUGCUGCCAAGUCAACAAAGUCAGCGACAUCGCCGUCGUCCGACCGAACUGCUAAGAAUUCUCCUCGUGCGGUGUGCAUGUGUGCUCCUACAAACCACCCCGGAUCUUUCCGUUGCCGUUUCCACCGUGCCCGCGCAAUCUCCUCGCAAAAAGUCGCAUCGUAUGAGCCCAAAGCGACCGGAAGAAGCGAUUGCAGAGACCGUGUCGCAAGAACACCCAGGCUCAGCAGGUUAUCUGCUGUUUCUAUGCAGGCCGCUUAA
Molecule: messenger RNA, 357 nt
Organism: Closterium sp. Yama58-4
Lineage: Eukaryota; Viridiplantae; Streptophyta; Zygnematophyceae; Desmidiales; Closteriaceae
Source: the annotation of a GenBank genome assembly